Messenger RNA from Ziziphus jujuba (common jujube), 2012 nucleotides. Its product is annotated as elongation factor Tu, mitochondrial. The transcript is spliced from 12 exons. The record is from RefSeq and is a predicted model, not a curated record. Gene Ontology annotation, molecular function: translation elongation factor activity; GTP binding; GTPase activity. Bases 141 to 1496 code for a protein of 451 amino acids. Gene Ontology annotation, cellular component: mitochondrion. Gene Ontology annotation, biological process: mitochondrial translational elongation. Lineage: Eukaryota; Viridiplantae; Streptophyta; Magnoliopsida; Rosales; Rhamnaceae.
CAUCUCUCUCUCUCUCUCUCUCUCUCUCUCUCUAAAACCCUCUGAUUUUGAUCAGAGCGACACUUCUCUCUAAAACCCUCUCUGUUUCUUUCUUUCUAGCUCUCUCCAUCUCUCGCUGCGUUUUCGUUAAACGUUGUUCGAUGGCUUCCAUUGUCAUCAAAAGCCGCAGUUACGGCAUCACUAGUAACUCAUCCAAGUAUCUUCUCUGCUUCAUAUCUGCUUAUUCGUCCGGAUACCCUUGCACCCAUUUCUCCUUUCCCUAUGGAAAUGCUCUUCCCUCCGGCUCUGGUUCAUGGUGGCGAUCCAUGGCCACAUUCACUCGAACAAAGCCCCACGUAAAUGUUGGGACUAUUGGGCAUGUAGAUCAUGGGAAAACUACACUAACUGCUGCUAUAACAAAGGUGCUAGCUGAAGAAGGUAAAGCCAAGGCUAUUGCCUUUGAUGAGAUUGACAAGGCUCCUGAGGAGAAGAAGAGAGGAAUAACCAUUGCCACGGCACAUGUGGAAUAUGAGACUGCUAAGCGACACUAUGCUCAUGUUGAUUGCCCUGGACAUGCAGACUAUGUUAAAAACAUGAUUACCGGAGCUACCCAAAUGGAUGGGGGCAUUCUGGUGGUAUCUGCUCCUGAUGGAGCCAUGCCACAGACAAAGGAACAUAUUCUGCUUGCUCGUCAGGUUGGUGUCCCAUCAUUGGUAUGCUUUCUAAAUAAAGUUGAUGCUGUCCAUGACCUAGAGCUGCUUGAACUUGUGGAAAUGGAAAUUCGUGAACUGCUUAGCUUCUAUAAGUUUCCUGGGGAUGAAAUUCCUAUUAUUCGAGGUUCAGCUUUAUCUGCCUUACAGGGGACAAAUCAAGAACUCGGAAGGAAGGCUAUAUUGAAACUGAUGGAGGCUGUGGAUCAAUACAUAGCUGAACCAGUGCGCCAGCUUGACAAGCCUUUCUUGAUGCCAAUAGAAGAUGUUUUCUCAAUUCAGGGACGUGGGACUGUCGUGACUGGUCGGGUUGAACAAGGGACCAUCAAAGUUGGUGAGGAUGUUGAAAUAUUGGGGUUGAAGCAGGAUGGACCUUUGAAGACUACAGUGACUGGAGUGGAGAUGUUCAAGAAAAUAUUAGACCGUGGGCAAGCUGGUGACAAUGUGGGUCUUCUUCUACGUGGUCUAAAACGUGAAGAUGUACAACGGGGAAUGGUAGUCUCCAAACCUGGUGCUGUAAAGACAUAUAAGCGCUUUGAGGCAGAGAUUUAUGUCCUUACGAAAGAUGAAGGUGGCCGUCAUACUGCAUUUUUCUCAAAUUACAUGCCUCAGUUUUACAUGAGAACUGCAGAUAUCACUGGGAAGGUGGAAUUACCUGAAAAUAUUAAGAUGGUGAUGCCUGGUGACAAUGUAACUGCAACUUUUGAGCUAUUAUCACCUGUCCCUCUCGAAGCAGGACAAAGAUUUGCUUUAAGAGAGGGAGGUAGAACAGUCGGUGCAGGCGUAGUCUCAAAAGUGAUCAGCUGAGAUGCUGGUUAGACCAAGACUGUUUUGUUUUUUUAUUUUUUCCCCCCCUAGUGCACUCGUUUGUGAAAAGUUGUGAAUAGAGAAUUAUAGUGCUACUUCUAAGAGAUGAUUAUUUUGCAUUCACAUUUGGACCGUUGAUAGGCAAUUUUGUGGAGUUCAAAUAAAGUACAUGUGGAAUGGAGAAACUGCAUGCUCCUUAUAGGAAAAUGAUUUGGAGGAUGUUAUUAUUGCCUUCAAGUUUUUUCUACUUAGGAACUCAUAUAAUUGUGUAAAUUUUGAAUUUUCACAUUGCAAAGUCACUUCACUUUUGUUGUCCAUGUUAAACUAAGCAUUUGACAUUUGAUUCCUGCUAAUAGUUAUGAGCUUAAUUCAGGUGUUAGUUCUUCUGUUUUUCCAUUUGCAUUAAUUUUACUUCUCUGCUUGAAAUUUCUGCUGAGAGAAGGAUGUAGUAGUUGACAUAAAUAUUCUGCCUGGAAUGAAUAGAAGAAAUUCCUAAGCCUCUCUGGCUUCUUUUAU